CCCAUAGGGAUCGCGGGCCGGCCGGCCGCGACCGAGCUGGGCGGGAGUCGGCGAGGCAGGAGCUAGGCCGGCCCGACAGCUGCGGCGCCGUCCUUGACAAAGACCCAUCGUUGAGUGAAGCUCUAGUGCAGUGUGUUCAUGCCAAGAUUUUAUAAGCGACAUUUUCAAACUAUGUGAAGAUCCGUUGAAAGAUUUAUUCUUCUGUGAUGGAGAAGUAUGAAAAAAUUGGGAAAAUUGGCGAAGGAUCCUAUGGAGUUGUUUUCAAAUGCAGAAACAGGGACACGGGUCAGAUUGUGGCCAUCAAGAGGUUUCUGGAAUCAGAAGAUGACCCUGUCAUAAAGAAAAUCGCCCUUCGAGAAAUCCGCAUGCUCAAGCAACUCAAGCAUCCCAACCUCGUCAACCUUAUCGAAGUCUUCAGGAGGAAGCGGAAGCUUCACCUGGUGUUUGAAUACUGUGACCACACGGUGCUCCACGAGCUGGACAAACACCAAAGAGGGGUACCAGAACAUCUUGUGAAGAGCAUAACUUGGCAGACAUUGCAAGCCGUAAAUUUUUGCCAUAAGCACAAUUGCAUACACAGAGAUGUAAAGCCAGAAAACAUCCUCAUCACAAAACAUUCUGUGAUUAAGCUUUGUGACUUUGGAUUCGCUCGGCUUUUGACUGGACCGAGUGACUACUACACAGACUACGUGGCCACCAGGUGGUACCGCUCCCCAGAGCUGUUGGUGGGGGACAUGCAGUACGGCCCCCCAGUAGAUGUUUGGGCAAUUGGCUGUGUCUUUGCUGAGCUGCUGUCAGGAGUGCCUCUGUGGCCCGGUAAAUCAGAUGUGGAUCAGCUCUAUCUGAUUAGAAAAACCUUGGGAGACCUCAUUCCUAGGCACCAUCAAGUAUUUAGCACAAAUCAGUACUUCAGUGGGGUAAAAAUUCCAGACCCUGAAGAUAUGGAACCACUUGAAUUAAAAUUUCCAAACAUCUCUUAUCCUGCCCUGGGGCUCUUAAAGGGCUGUCUCCACAUGAAUCCUGCCGAGAGACUGACAUGUGAGCAGCUGUUGCGGCAUCCAUAUUUUGACAGCAUCAGAGAAACAGGAGAUUUGGCAAAAGAGCAUGAGAAAUCAACAAGGAAGACCCUAAGACAGAGCCGAAAGCACCUGCCGCAGGUAAAAAUGGGGCACUGCUUUACAGAAGCAUCCAAGGUUGCAAUUUCAAAUGAGCUCAUACCUGCCACCUGGUGCGGACAGUCUGAAUCUAUACUUGAGGUGGCAAUUGUGGCUUGCAGCUCCAGCACCUUUAUUCCUGCAUGAGGACACACAGGUCACAAGAUCUACCAACCAGGGUCCCAAAGACAUCUUCCUGAUAAGGGCCCUUCUCCCAGAAUCCUAAAGGUGACCUUGCCCAGCAGCUCCCUGCUGCCAGCCAGGCGCCAGGGCUUUUGGUGUGCAUGAGCACAGGUCCCAGCCAGGGACAAGAAGUGUGCUUCUUACGCUUUGGAAAACGAAAUCAAACUUAUCCCGGUUAGCUCUGUGUCAUCAUGUUUACCUUCAGUAUUGAUUGACAUUCCAGGUUUAUCUUAAAAAGGAACUGUUUUCCUCCCUGAUCCAGUAAUCAUCAGAGUUGGCUAGUGUAAAUGUGGUGAUGAGUGCUUUCAGUGAGAGCAGCAGAACAGUGCAUUUAACCAGAUCACAGCAUCCAAGCUGCACGCUGGGAGCCUGUGGAGAACUGUGAUUGGUGUCAAGUGGCAGAAUGGCCUUACAUUAAGUGUCUUGUCAUAAGCCAAAAGCCGUAAUAAUUUAGGAUGGACUGUAGUUGGAACCACAAUUAAGAUGAGCUGGCUGCUCCUGGUUGCUUCUGGAUCUGCUCAGGUACCCCUUAAGCUAUAAAUUAUCUUGCCUUAGUCUUUCCCUUUGCAGCCUCCUCUGCCCAGUAUGCUGAGUGGCACCUGGGUGGUGUUUGUGAGGUUUGGAGAAGAGAAGAGGGUAGACAGUCCAUUAUGAACAGGUAUAGCAUGAAAGCCAGGGCCCUAAAAGACCAGAGUUACAAAAUUAAGAAUGCUUUUAG
Molecule: messenger RNA, 2055 nt
Organism: Physeter macrocephalus (sperm whale)
Lineage: Eukaryota; Metazoa; Chordata; Mammalia; Artiodactyla; Physeteridae
Gene: CDKL1
Product: cyclin dependent kinase like 1
Exons: 9
Coding region: 207-1301 (364 amino acids)
Biological process (GO): protein phosphorylation
Cellular component (GO): nucleus
Molecular function (GO): ATP binding; protein serine/threonine kinase activity
Source: RefSeq, a predicted model, not a curated record